UCCAUUGACGAUGGGGAUUAUUUUGGGAUUACGCUGUGAUUAUUAUAUGAGUUUAAUUCCGCUAGGAGGCGCUGAUGUUUUUAUCCACUGUGGUAAUAGCAGUGCGGGAAAUGCGCAUGCGCACAAACGCAACCCGAGACUUCACUGGAAGUCAAAUCUCUUCUGGUUUCACGCGCUGUAAAGCCGACAGCUCGAGCUCAAGCUCUGGUACCGAGUGUAUGUUUAAAUAAUUAUGCAGCUUUAAAUUUUCAUUAUUAAUUUAUUAAUCUGCGCGUGAGAGAGAGAGAGAGAGAGAGGACACGGACAAGGCGCGUGAAGGUGUGUGUUAGGUGUGUCAACAUGCUGUCGAGACUGCGUGUGAGUGUGUGGCCGUGUGUGAGUGUGUGUCGCUGCGCUCACACUAAAGAGAAGGGCAAACCACUGAUGCUCAACCCACGCACCAACAAGGGCAUGGCCUUCACCUUGAAGGAGAGACAGGUUCUGGGACUCCAUGGUCUGCUGCCCCCGAAGAUUGAGACUCAGGACCUGCAGGCCAUGCGCUUUCAGAAGAACCUGAGGAAGAUGUCUGACCCCCUGCAGAAGUAUAUCUAUCUGAUGGGGAUUCAGGAGCGUAAUGAGCGUUUGUUCUAUCGAGUGUUAAUGGAGGACAUUGAGGCCCUGAUGCCUAUCGUGUACACGCCCACUGUGGGACUCGCCUGCACGCAGUACGGACACAUCUUCCGCAGGCCCAAGGGCCUGUUUAUUUCCAUUAUGGAUCAGGGACACGUCCGUUCCAUCCUGGACAACUGGCCAGAAACUAAUGUGAAGGCCGUGGUGGUGACAGACGGUGAGAGGAUUCUGGGUCUGGGUGAUCUGGGUGUGUAUGGAAUGGGUAUACCUGUAGGGAAGCUGUGUUUGUACACGGCCUGUGCUGGAAUCAGACCAGAAAGUUGCCUGCCGGUGUGUAUCGACGUGGGAACAGAUAACAAGAAGUUGCUAAAGGACCCGUUCUACAUGGGGCUGUACCAGCAGCGUGAGCGCUCACAGCGGUACGAUGACCUGAUCGAUGAGUUCAUGGAGGCGGUGGUGGAUAAGUACGGUCAGGACACACUCAUACAGUUCGAAGACUUCGGCAACCACAACGCCUUCCGCUUCCUGAAAAAGUACAGACACCGAUACUGCACCUUCAACGAUGAUAUCCAGGGCACUGCAGCAGUAGCUUUGGCGGGUUUGUUGGCAGCACAGCGUGAGGUUGGGAAACCAAUCACUGAGCACACUGUUCUGUUUCUGGGAGCUGGAGAGGCGGCUCUGGGCAUCGCUAACCUGAUCGUCAUGGCAAUGAUGGAGGAGGGAGUGAGUCUCACGGACGCUCGCAAGAAGAUAUGGAUGUUUGACAAAGACGGCCUCCUCGUCCAGGGCAGAUCUCAGUCCACAGACAGUAAUCAGGAAGCGUUUGUUCACCUGAGUCCAGGAGAUGUAAAGAGUUUUCUGGAUGCUGUUAAUGUCAUCAAACCCACAGCUAUCAUCGGUGUGUCGGGGGCGGGGCGUCUAUUCACUCCCGACGUCAUCAGAGCAAUGGGCUCGUUAAACGAGCGGCCAAUCAUCUUUGCUCUCAGCAACCCGACUGCUAAAGCUGAGUGCAAUGCAGAGGACGCCUAUGGCCUCACACAGGGUCGGUGUCUGUUUGCCAGUGGCAGUCCGUUUGGUCCUGUAACUCUGGAUGACGGCAGAAUACUGAUUCCAGGACAGGGAAACAACGCUUACAUAUUCCCAGGUGUGGCUCUGGCUGUGAUCCUCAGUGGAGUCAGACACAUCAGUGAUACGGUGUUCCUUGAAGCUGCCAAGACCCUGGCAGAUCAGCUGACUGAUGAGGAGCUGAGUCAAGGUCGGCUUUAUCCUCCACUGUCCAACAUCAGAGAGGUGUCUGUGCAGAUGGCUGUCAAGGUGGUGGAGUACUUGUACAGUAAGGGCAUGGCAUUCCGGUACCCAGAGCCAGUGGAUAAGGAGGCGUAUGUGAGAUCAGUCGUGUGGAACACGCAGUACGACUCCUUCCUCCCCGACACCUAUGACUGGCCCGGUGUCUCCCACAGCCCCAUACUCGACUAAACCCCACACCUACAACUGGCCCGGUGUCUCCCACAGCCCCAUACUUGACUAAUCCCCACACCUACGACUGGCCCGGUGUCUCCCACCGCCCCAUACUCGACUAAUCCCCACACUCAUGUUGAUCCCUAGUACUGCAGUAACACUCCUCCUGAUAAUCUGAAUUCACAACCUCACUAUUGAAGGAAAACUCCAGCUGUGUGUGUGUAUUACAUUUAUAAAUAUUAAAGAUAAGCAUAAUCAAGAAAUAAUACACAUAUGCUCUACACACACACACACACACACACACUCCUGAUGCACGUAUACACACACACACUCCUGAUGCAGGCAUACACACACACACUCCUGAUGCACACAUUUCCUCGCACGUUUGUGUAACGCACAAAAUCCUCCAGUAAGCUUCAUCUGUGUGAAAGAAUAGCUGCUAUCAUUCACAACACUGGAGUCUAUCCUGGGAAAAUUGGGUGUGAGGCAGGAAAACACCCUGGAUGGAGAGCCAGUCCACACACUGGUGUGUUCUUGUGAAGAACGUGGGGAACCCACAUGGUGGAGAACAUGCGAAGCUCCACACAGACAGUAACCCGAGAUCAGGAUGGAACCCUGAAGCUGUAAGGAAGUGAUGAUACCUGCUGCUGAUACCACUCCGUCCCCUCCUGAAGGCAUCAUCACCACUCGGCUCGCUCCUGUAGUUGUGUGUGUGUCUGCAGCAGACUGAUAUUAUUUAAAAUAUGAAGUGAGUAAUGAGCACCAACACUCCGUGUGCUAAUGACUGCAGUUUUAGUUCAUUACAGCAUCCCUGACUUCUCAGUGUAGCACUGUGAGUGUGUAUCUCAACAUAAAAAGUUAUGUGAAUGAACAGAGCCAUGGACAAGAUGAUGAUUAUUAUUAUUAUUAAUAUUAUAAGAGCUUUGGUGUUUAGCUGCGACUGUACUGUACACUGAAUUUAUUCCAUUUCAGUUGGAAGUUGCUUUGGGUAAAAGUUUUUGCUUUAUGAAUAAAUGUAUAAAAUAUAA
Messenger RNA from Ictalurus furcatus (blue catfish), 3095 nucleotides. RefSeq names its product malic enzyme 2, NAD(+)-dependent, mitochondrial (gene me2). Gene Ontology annotation, cellular component: mitochondrion. Gene Ontology annotation, molecular function: malate dehydrogenase (decarboxylating) (NAD+) activity; malate dehydrogenase (decarboxylating) (NADP+) activity; NAD binding. Gene Ontology annotation, biological process: malate metabolic process; pyruvate metabolic process. The transcript has 15 exons. The coding region runs from base 340 to 2085 and encodes 581 amino acids. The record is from RefSeq and is a predicted model, not a curated record. Lineage: Eukaryota; Metazoa; Chordata; Actinopteri; Siluriformes; Ictaluridae.